Messenger RNA from Cavia porcellus (domestic guinea pig), 4354 nucleotides. RefSeq names its product interferon gamma receptor 2 (gene Ifngr2). Gene Ontology annotation, cellular component: plasma membrane. NCBI's taxonomy places the organism in Eukaryota, Metazoa, Chordata, Mammalia, Rodentia, Caviidae. Gene Ontology annotation, molecular function: cytokine receptor activity; protein binding. The record is from RefSeq and is a predicted model, not a curated record. The transcript is spliced from 7 exons. The coding region runs from base 129 to 1181 and encodes 350 amino acids. Gene Ontology annotation, biological process: cytokine-mediated signaling pathway.
UCGGGAAGAGGCGGGCCCCGCGCGCCCUGCGCUCGCCAUGGCUGCGCGGGCGGCGACGUGAGCGGCUCGGCGGACCCCACGCCGGGGCCGGCCGGGCCUGCGCCGCCGGAGUCCCUGCGCCCUAGGCCAUGCGGCCGCUCUCCCUGGGGCUGUGGCUUUUGCAGUCGCUCUGCUGCCUGGGAGCCGCGGCGACGCCCCCAGACUCUUUUCCCCAGCUGGCUGCUCCUCGGAACCCAAGAAUUCGCCUAUACAACGCAGAGCAGGUUCUGAGCUGGGAGUCUUCGCCCUCAGGCAACAACACGGGCCCAGUAUUCUACCGGGUGCAGUAUAAAUACACUGAUAGCAACUGGCACAACUCCGAGUCCAGAGAGGCGAACUGUACACGGAUCACAGCGACGGAGUGUAGAUUCACCACGGCCAGCCUCUCCGGGGGCUUCCCAAAGGACUUCAACGUGUCUCUGCGUGUGCGGGCCGAGCUGGGACCACGCGUAUCUGCCUGGGCAACAGUGCCUUGGUUUCAGCACUUUCGAAAUGUUACCAUUGGGCCUCCAGAAGACAUCGUGGUGACCCCAGGAGCAGGCUCCCUCAUCGUCACGUACUCUGCCCCCUUCGACACCGGGAGCCCCACGGAGGCCACGUUUUCCUACAUUGCCAAAUAUUGGGAAAGGGGUAGAACGCAUAAGGUUAUAGGCCCUGUCACAAGCAACUCCAUUUUGCUGGAAAACUUGAAGCCCUUCAAAGUGUACUGUUUAAAAGUCCAGGCACAACUGUUUUGGACAGUGACAAAGAUCACGAAGCCCGGGAAUUUCAGCAAAGAAUUUUGCUCCGAAACAGCAGCAGAUGCCUCCACCAGGCUGCAGCAGAUCAUCCUGAUCUGUCUGGGAACCUUUGCGCUGCUGCUGGUGCUGACCGGGGGCUGUUUCCUCCUGGUCCGGAGAUACCAAGGGCUGAUCAAGUACUGGUUUCACACUCCGCCGAGCAUCCCGUCACAAAUAGAAGAGUACUUAAGGGACCCUGCUCAGCUCAUCCUAGAGGUCUUGGACCAGGACAGUUCCCCAAAGGAUGAUGUCUGGGACUCUGUAUCCAUCAUCUCUGUUGCAGAGAAGGAAGGAGAAGACUUGGAACCAAAGCACUGGUCCAGCCGGGCAUCCCCAGAGGAGGACAUUGAGCAGGGAAGUUAAUGACAUCCAGCCUGGAGCUCACACAGACCCACUCCCGGCUCCUGCCUCAGAAGCCUGCCAUGCUGAGUGUCUAGAGGAAGACAGCUGAGGACUUUUUCUAAGAAUUUCCUGACUCUCUGCGUUUGGUGGCAAACACCUGUGGCCACAGGACUUGGGAGACUGAGGCAGGAGGAUCACUGCAAGUUUGAGGCCAACCUGUCCAAAAAAAAUUCUCUGAGUUUUACAAGUUCCUAGGAAGAUUCUACAGAAAUCUCUUAAAAGAUGAAGGUUUCUUUUAAACACUAAAAACACAUGAAACUUCUUGCCUGCAGCAUGACUACAGCAGGUCUGUGUCAGUUUCCCUGAUGGUUGGUCCAGGCCAUUUGGAGAUUAGUUGUUCUUCUGAACUAAUAACUGAGUUGUCCCAGUCUGACCCAGCCUGUCCCAAGGAUGGAUCAUAGGUGCCUUCCAGUUUGCUGGCUUCAAAUGUGAUUCACCCUGGAGUGAGGACACAGCACUUGGCUAGCAUGCAUGAGGCUCUGGGUUCAGUCUGACACCACACACACACACAAGUAAACUAGUAAAAAAUGUUUCUAGGGGCUGGGGAUUUAGCUCAGCGGCAUAAGCACCUGCCUUGCAAGCAGGUGGUCGUGAGUUCGAUCCCCGGUACCGAUAAAAAUGAAAAAGACAAAAAAAAAAAAAAAAAAAAAAAAGGUUUCUAAUAAAUUUUUUUUAAAAAUCUAGAAACCAGUAUAUAGGGAACUUUUUCAAUAGUCUCUGUGCAGUUUUUCGUUCCAUUUUGCCGUUUUUCGUUUUGGCCUAUUUUCUGCCAAGUUUUAGCUUCUUAAACUUCCUAUGUAAACUUGUGUUUUCUUAGGUAACACCCAGCAUAGCUGAUGGGGCCCCAGGGAACUCCCUGGCAAGAACACUGUGGGUGUCAUGUGAUUCCUUGAAGCGGGAUGACGAGGUUUUCAGAAGUGAUUUUCAUUCUUGGCUUACAUGCUGAAGAGCACUGUGCUAAAGAGAAUAGGCUGACCUGUGAUGUUUUCCACCAAAUGUACACGAGACUGGAUGGUGCUGGUGUUGGGGGGCUCUUUCGUUCAAGCGACACAUGCUUGAAGCCCAUCUUAUGAGUCUUAACAUUUAGGAAAGAGAUGGGUGGAUGCACCCCAAGCCUGCACAGGGAACACAGUGGCAGCCAGGCCUGCUUUGGGCAAAGCCCUGCUGGCCACCUUUGCUCAGCUCAGCAGCGGAUGAGGAGAUGCCGUCUGAAGGCUGAUGAAGCUUCUAGCACUGGUUGGUGAAGUCAGCUUUUUUUCCUCAGUUGGGCCCAGUCUUGCUGCUUGGAAGCUGGGUGCUUUUCCUUUAGGCAUUGUGCAAUUGGCUGUCCAGGGAGGCAGGAGGUGUGGAACCCAGUGGUAGGGUGCCUGUCUAGCAGGCCCAAGGGUGUUGCCCAUCAUGGGCAACAAAGGAAAAAAGGCCAGUCCCGCCCCCAGCAGCCUGUGCUUGUAAGUCCUGUCUCUUAGAUGCACCUUGUGUUGGCACAGAUUUGCAGGAAGGGUUAGUAAGUGGGAGAAGUAAAAAUUCUCUGUGGACACUUAGGACAGAAGCGCGUCCUCUGCUGACCAUGGGAGGAGAUGACAGGAUGUGUAAACAGCCACCCCUCAGUAUCCUUCGGAGAUUACUGUAGGUCUAAGCCCCCCGCUUGGGAACCAAACCCACAGACACUCAAGUCCUUAUGGAGAAUGGUGUUAUAUCUGUAUAUGACUGACAUACACCCUCUUGUACACUUUCAGUUAUCUCUAGGUUAUGUACAAUACCAACACUAUGCAAAUUGACUAAUCAAUAGAAUUAAUACAGUAUGCCACUAGCUUAAAAAAUUAACUUAGGACUUUAAGUUUUAGUCAAUCUAAGUUUAAUUCUUCUAAGAUUUUUUUAGUUGGAAGAAAAGAAAAAAAGUUUUUGGUGGGGGAGGGGAUUGGUUUUUUGAGGCAGGAUUCACUAUGUUACCCAGGCUGCCAAGGACAUAGUGAGGCCCAGCUGGCCUCAAACUCGCAAAGAUCCUCCUGCCUCAACCUCCUGAGGGCUGGGAUCAUAUUCAUACACCACCACACCUGGCUCAGUCUUCUAAAUCAUCUAUAACAGAGUAUAACCUUAAGUGGCUGGGUAAAUCCAGCCCAUUCCAUUAUUGCAUAGCCUGUGAACUAAAAAUACUUUUUACAUCCUUAAAUUGGAAAAAAAAAAUUUCAUCACAUGCAAAAUUCAAAUUUCAAUGUCCAUACAGUUUUAUUGGAAUACAGUGAGGUUAUCGUCUAUAGCUUCUUUUGCAUGACAAGUCAGAAUUCCGUUGCAUCAGAGACUGUGUCGCCACAAACCUUAAGAUAUCUGCUAUCUGGCCUUUUAUGGAAAGAGUUGCUAACUGCAGCCUAUUCAAUGAACUGGUCAUUGUAGAGGUGCAGAGAUUUACUCGUGUAGUUUCAGGUCAUGAAUUACAGGUCCAUGCAUUUCACAGGGAGCUCUGGGGUCACAAGCUGUAGGCGGGGAACCCUUCCUUCUGCUGUGCACCUAUAGAUCACAUCAUGGACCAUGCACUAGGGAAGGCUGGCUGGAGUCCAGGAGGAUGCACUGCACGCACAUAAAUGGGAACGAGAGCCCUAUACAAAGAACUACUCACCCAGAGAUGAUGUAGUUAGUUGGACUGAGGCCACUUGUAGACCGUAAGUUAUUUUUCUGUGAAUUAGAUGAGGUCACCUAUCUUAAAGACACUAUUUCCAAACGCUACAAACUGUUAAGUAAGCACAUUUCCUGUGCCUAUUCUAUGAAGGACAUUACACACCCCUGAGGACCAGACGCUGGUGUCCUUGAAGAUAAAUCCCUGCGUGAGCUCACAAUUACACAGGAAGUGCUAAGACCCAAGAGGGUGAAGGACAGAGGCUUUCAGAAGAGAAAAGGCCUCAGGGCAGGACCUGGAGGCCUGGUAGAGACCUAACCUAAGGGAGACAUCCAUCUGCAAGACACCACCUGAUGUUCUGCCCUAGAAAAAAAAUGGGUGCUGCUCUCUCCCCCAAGACUUCCACAUGGAAUGUUUUUCCAUUUUUCUGAGAUGGGGUCUCACUAAUGUGGCUGGGCUGAAAAUCCCAAUAAUCCCCCUGCCUCGUCCUCCAGAGUGCUGGAAUUAAAGGUGUGCACCACCA